Molecule: messenger RNA, 1234 nt
Organism: Guillardia theta CCMP2712
Lineage: Eukaryota; Cryptophyceae; Pyrenomonadales; Geminigeraceae
Exons: 13
Coding region: 11-1105 (364 amino acids)
Source: RefSeq, a predicted model, not a curated record
ACAAGUGAAAAUGGCAGUCUUCCGGGUGGUGCUCCUUGCCGUAACCCUUGCGACUGUUAAUGGUUUCCAAGCUUACCUUCCCUCUUCCGUGCCAAGACGUGCGCAUGGCCGAUCAUGUUUCUUGAGGAGCAACAGACGUGUAGCUGUUGGCAGCUUGAGGAUGGGAUACCUCGAUGACUUGGAUCCUCCGAAAGCCAAGACCACCGAUGGCAAGGGAAACCAGAUCAUGCCUGACAUGGACUACAAGGGCUUCAUCGAUGGAGAAGGUUUCGAUGGAGGAGACGGUCAGGUUGGUGUCGUCGGUGACGGAAAGAACGCGAUGGAGGAGUUCGAGGAUCGAAUGGUCAUUGACAACUCGAUCGGAGGAGCUGGCAGAGGAAAAGUUGCUGGAGGAUCUAGCGGCAACCGUAUUGACAAGCGUUGGAAUGCGUGGGGAGCAGACAGCACGGACAACUCAGUCAAGGAUCAGCUCAAGGCAGAUGGCAUGGUUGACAUCGACAUCUUCACUGGAGAGGACAAGAAACAGGUGCAGAGGCAGCAGUAUGAGAACUGGUUCAACCAGCAGAAACAAUGGCAAGCUGAGAGGAAGUUGAGGGAUCAGAUGGAAGCUCUGAACAACGGGAAGAGGCAGAAGGACACGGAUGAUUACAAGUCACUUCUCAACAAGGGUGUCACCAGCGAGACUUUGAACGAGGAUGAGCUGGAGAAUGUCAUCUUCGCUACUGGGGCGAAAGGAAUCGACAACACUGAGAUCCUGAAGAAGAACGACUGGAAGCCGGUGAAAGCUGGAUUCCGUAUCGAUGGAGAGUUCGAGAUCAUGGGACAGGGCUUGGCGACUAUUCCCGUCGAGCCGAAUUCGAUGGUCUCCGAGCAGUACAUCGCUCGUUUCACGGAAGACUCUGCUCCCGAGUUCGUUGUUGCAAAGACAGGCUAUGACCUUGGUGAGAGAGAGGUCACUGGCGCGCUUCCUCGACGAGGAAAUCCUGUUGAGUUCACAGUCCGCUUCAACCCCAGCGGUCCCGUCGCCGAACCUAAGCUGGCUACCCUUGUGAUCGACACAGAGGACAACUGGAAGUGGACUUUCAAGAUCACUGGCAGAACCUAAGGCUCCAGCUGGAGGCGAAGGAGUCAAGCAUGCUACUUCUCAUCGCCUAGAACAUUUGUAGACCGAAUUCACCUAGAUUGUGCGAGUGAUUGUUAGUAUUUUUAUCACUUCAAACAACUAUGUGUCCAG